UUAAGUUAUCUAUUUAGGAAGAGUGUGAAAUUAUAAGUCUGGAUUCACAGGAAAUCUCCAGUGUUAGAUGUGAAUACUAUCUUGGUAUACUUCCACUCAGGGUUCUUCUCCGACCUGAGCAAGAGCUUGAUUAUUUUCUCCAGUUUAUGGAUCACGGAGAGGAUCGAGGAGAAAGGGAUCAAGAUCAUCUGGUGGAUCUUAUCCGGAGAAGAUGGAAACAGGAUCAAUUCUCUCCUGAGAUAAUCCGACGGGUUGAAGGUAUCCUGGAUAUAAAUACAGUAGAGCACCGUGUACCUGGAGCAGAAUCAGCUCGAGGUUUCCUUCCCAUCACAUCUCUAGCCUCACACUCUUGUGCCAGCAACUCAAUUAAGGAUAAGACGAACCCUAAGUUUGUGAUUACCAGAGCAAGGACGAAAAUCCUGAAAGGAGAAGAGAUAACGUUUCACUACACGGGAGGAUUGAAGGGAAGAUUCAUGAGAAGAAAAGCGCUCAAAGCAGGAUGGUUUUUCUGGUGCUCCUGCUCCCGGUGCUCUAGUCCCUCGGAGCAGGGUUCGGAGAUAAAUACUCUGAUCUGUAGUUCAUGCUCAGGACUGGUUCGUCCUGUUUCUCCAUUAGACCAGGAGAGUAUAUAUAGUUGUGAGGGUUGCAAAGAUGAAUUAUCAGCAAAAGAAGCAGAGAAUAGAGAGCAGGAGCUAACUAAACAGCUGGAGAGCUUUUACAGGAAGAAAGGGUUUCUCCGGUCAAGUUCUUGGAUGGGUUGGAGGAGAGCCUGGAGCUAGUGAAAGAAGCGUCCUGGUGUCUGCAGUUUAAUCAGACGGAUACAGCAGAGUAUAGACUAAGAGAACUGGCACUGCAAGCUCAGGAGAAUCUCGUUAAAACCAUUCAAUUCUUUUCAUCUGUUCUACCUAAAUAAAUAUACAUCUAAAUCUUAA
This is a messenger RNA of Eurytemora carolleeae, 932 nucleotides long. RefSeq names its product protein msta-like. The transcript has 9 exons. The record is from RefSeq and is a predicted model, not a curated record. The coding region runs from base 147 to 779 and encodes 210 amino acids. NCBI's taxonomy places the organism in Eukaryota, Metazoa, Arthropoda, Copepoda, Calanoida, Temoridae.